Messenger RNA from Limanda limanda (common dab), 1488 nucleotides. It is a transcript of the gene spg21, whose product is annotated as SPG21 abhydrolase domain containing, maspardin. Gene Ontology annotation, cellular component: cytosol; trans-Golgi network transport vesicle. The transcript is spliced from 9 exons. The coding region runs from base 78 to 1013 and encodes 311 amino acids. Lineage: Eukaryota; Metazoa; Chordata; Actinopteri; Pleuronectiformes; Pleuronectidae. The record is from RefSeq and is a predicted model, not a curated record. Gene Ontology annotation, molecular function: CD4 receptor binding.
AAGCAGCAGUCGGAGAAUGGUUCCGAGACAAGGAUAAAGUCCCCUGUUCGCGGUGACUAACAGCCACGACAACCACGAUGGAGGAGAUCAAAGUUUCACCUGACUACAACUGGUUCAGAAGCACAGUGCCCUUGAGGAGAAUUAUUGUUGAUGAUGAUGACAGUAAGGUGUGGUCGCUGUAUGAUGCAGGUCCAAAGAGCAUCAGGUGUCCCAUUAUCUUCCUUCCUCCUGUCAGUGGGACAGCAGAAGUGUUCUUCCAGCAAUUAUUGGCUCUGACAGGCUGGGGCUACAGAGUCAUCUCGCUGCAGUAUCCUGUCUACUGGGAUCUCAUGGAGUUCUGUGAUGGUUUCAGGAGGCUUCUGGAUCACCUGCAACUUGAUAAAGUCCAUCUUUUCGGGGCGUCCUUAGGAGGAUUCUUGGCUCAGAAGUUUACAGAGUGCACACACAAGUCUCCCCGAGUACACUCACUGAUCCUGUGUAAUUCAUUCAGCGACACCUCCAUCUUUAACCAGAUGUGGACAGCUAACAGCUUUUGGUUGAUGCCAGCUUUCAUGUUAAAGAAGAUUGUGCUGGGGAAUUUUGCUAAAGGACCUGUGGAUCCUAAAAUGGCAGAUGCAAUUGACUUCAUGGUUGACAGGUUGGAGAGUCUGAACCAAAGUGAGUUAGCAUCACGGCUAACACUCAACUGUCAAAACUCUUAUGUGGAGCCUCACAAAAUAAAAGAAGUUGCCGUCACAAUUAUAGAUGUGUUUGAUCAGAGCGCUCUGUCUCUCGAGGCCAAGGAGGAGAUGUAUAAACUGUAUCCUAAUGCCAGACGAGCUCAUCUGAAAACAGGAGGAAACUUCCCGUACCUGUGUAGGAGCGCAGAGGUCAACCUCUAUAUACAGAUUCACCUUCGGCAGUUCCACGGGACAAGAUAUGCUGCUAUCAGUCCUGAAAUGGUGAGCGCCGAGGAGCUGGAGGUGCAGGAGAGUCAUCUGAGCAGUAACCAGGAAUCUGAAGAUGUCCAAUGAGACGUUUACCUGAUAGUUUUUUCAUUAUAAAUAUUUUCAGCAUUUUCUGUCCUAUUCAGAUUAUUAUCCAGAUUUUCUACAGAACUCAAUAUUUAACCAUCAAGUCAAAUGAGAAUAUUAUUGUUUGACAGAUGAAGCAUAUUUUGAUAAUGAGUACUUAUGAGCCUUAUGUGGACUUACACUUGUAUUCAUAUAUUGCCUGAACUGGUUUGUGUGUUAAACACAUACUGUGGUUCAUCUUGCCAGCAGUAAAACAGUUAAACAGAUAAAUUAACAUUUAAAAUGCAGAUAUGUAUAUCUGAAAGUCUGUUCAAAUCAGUGAUACUAUAUUUCCCCCAUUCAUUUUUCACCUUAACAGUAACAAUCUGAAUUUCACAUGUUGUGCAGUUGUUAAUUUCACCGAGAUGAGCUGAUUUAUGUUUGUCAAACUGGUUGUUAUGAUGAAAAUAAAUAAUGUGAUACAGCUGUAAUGUUA